UGCUCGUAUUCCAUAUAACAGUGAUAAGAUGAACGUUUUUAAAACGGAUUUUUGACAUUUUGACAUUGAAUUGCAAUUCAAUGCCAAAAUUAUUAAGUUUUAUUUAAAAUUAGUCGAUCUUGUAGUUGACGCAACUUAAAAAAUGUCAGAGCCGUGUCAGUUAACAAUGCAACAUGUCAAUAUUGUCAUUUAUCAACAAGUUGAGUGAGUCGCCGAAGCUGCCCGACACAAUAGCUUGUGAAACACAAAAAGUUCAACUAUUAUCAAAACAUUAAGCAUACAUUACCGAUCUAACAAUUCAUAUGUGCCAUGUAAAAUAGGAUUUAUCUACCUUAACACGGUUCUUAAAGCAGUGACGUUUGAAAUGUGCGGCAAAUGAUUUGAAGACAAGAUACUAAUCUAAGUGCAUUUUUUUAAUACAGCGAACGCAUAAGUUAAUACGAUGGAUACUGAAUUCGUGCACAUAUCAACUAGUCUGAGGCUACAGCUUGCCUAUGGCAUUGGGCACGUACUCAACGAUGUUUGUGCAAGUUUAUGGUUUACAUAUUUUUUAGUAUUCUUUCAUUUAGUCCUUGAAUUCAGUGCUUCACAGUCGGGCACGUUAAUGUUAAUUGGUCAAGUGAUUGAUGCAUUAGCCACACCAUUUGUUGGGUAUCACUCAGACCACACAGACAACCACAUCAGUGCCAAAUAUGGGAGAAGGAAACUGUGGCAUUUGUUUGGUACUGUGUGUGUGCUGGCAUCAUUCCCAUUCAUAUUCUCAGAGUGUAUUGGAUGUUCAUUGACACAUAAAUGGGCCCAAAUGUAUUAUUUUGCAUCAUUCAUUAUUAUAUUCCAAAUUGGAUGGGCCGCUGUGCAGAUAUCUCACUUAAGUUUAAUACCAGAGUUGUCUGAGGAUGAUCAUACUAGGACACACCUCACUGCUAUCAGAUACGGAUUCACAGUGUUUUCAAAUCUAUUUGUCUAUAUUAUCACAUGGAUUAUAUUACAUGUGACUGGGGAAUGUGAUAAACAUCAAGUUGGACCCUCCGAUGCUUGGAAGUUCAGGCAUGUUGUGUACAUAGUGUUGGGCCUAGGAACACUGGCUUCAAUCAUAUUCCACCUUUCCGUAACUGAGAAGAAUAAUUACCGCCGUCACGAGCAACUUCUAGCUGAAGGGGAAAGCGGCGCCCACUACGACUUCUUACGAGACCCGCGCCUUUAUCAGGUGGCGGGCGUUUACAUGUGUACUAGGCUAGUAGUAAACAUAUCCCAGGUACUGAUACCGUUGUAUCUUCACCGCACGUUGGGUUUGGCUGCACGUGCCCUUGCCGUGGUCCCCCUUGCCCUUUACCUUGGGAGCCUAGCGGCUGCCGGCAUCCAACGGCUGGCUCCAAGAUCCUUCACACGAAAGCUCCAUUACCUAACCGGCGCCGCAUGUGCUAUAGCUGGUUUUGUGUGGAUUUAUCUCGGAUCAGACGAUGAUUACAAAGUUUAUUUCAUCUAUGUAGUUGCUGUGUUAAUAGGUUUCGGAGGAGCCGUGAUGUUGGUAACAAGCUUGGCCCUAACAGCUGAUCUCGUUGGCGCCAAAACUGAAGCUUCCGCGUUUGUCUACGGAUUAAUGAGUUUUACCGAUAAGCUCGCUUGUGGUAUCGCAAUUGCGCUCAUACAAGCAUACGCUGACAACGCUGGCCCAGCAUACUACGGUAACGCGCUCGUAUGGGUGUGUGGAAUUGCAGCCAUCAUCGGGCUUAUACUCACGCUGAUGCUACCCCGGUUCCGACCUGAGAGGCUAGCAGUAACUGAUGACUCAUCUAUAAAUAAUUCGGAGCAUUCACAAGAUCAAGUGACCACACCAGUUGAAGAUAUAUGAAGGGGCAUUUUAGUUGCAUUUGCAUCUUCAUCUAGGUUUAUAAAUUUCCCUUCCAGUGCGGCACUAGCCUGAUAAGAAUGGCACAAAAUGACAAGUUACUAAGCAUUCCAAUGAUGUUGUGAAAAUUAGGGUUUUAUGGAAUUUAUAUCUAAGCUUGUUUCUAAUUUAAGAUACCUGUGUUAAAAAUGUAAUAAGUAGGUAGGUGCUAAAGUUUUAUAUUGUAAAAUGUUUAUGCAAAAAGUUAUAAUAUAAAAUAUCAAAAUAUUUAUUCGAAUAUUUAAUACUCCUGUACACAUUUAGCUAUUUCGAUGAAGUUGCUAACAUUAAUAAUAGUUUAAAAGUACCUUUACGGUACAUAAACUAGGUAUUAAUUUGUUCCUUUUCUAUCGUCGUGUACUUAAUAAUUGUAAAUAAUGUAAUUUAUAAUGAAAUACGGGUUACGCACAUUCUCCGAACUCUAGUUCGAUCAUGAUGGAGUAGUGUGGGCAUCGUGUACCUAACAUUAAAAAGAAAUUACAAAUGAAUUGAAAAUUAAAUUAUAUCAAGCUAUUUGCAUAUCCUUUGAAA
Messenger RNA from Trichoplusia ni (cabbage looper), 2419 nucleotides. RefSeq names its product major facilitator superfamily domain-containing protein 12-like. Gene Ontology annotation, molecular function: symporter activity. Lineage: Eukaryota; Metazoa; Arthropoda; Insecta; Lepidoptera; Noctuidae. Bases 443 to 1852 code for a protein of 469 amino acids. Gene Ontology annotation, cellular component: membrane. The transcript has 8 exons. Gene Ontology annotation, biological process: carbohydrate transport. The record is from RefSeq and is a predicted model, not a curated record.